This is a messenger RNA of Aspergillus calidoustus, 510 nucleotides long. Lineage: Eukaryota; Fungi; Ascomycota; Eurotiomycetes; Eurotiales; Aspergillaceae. The record is from the annotation of a GenBank genome assembly.
AUGAAGCUCCCACUCACAGCACUCCUUGCUACCCUCGCGCUGACCACAAGCGUGACCGCGCAAUCCGUCGACGACGCCCUAACCCAGUUCCGAGCGCUCGCUGACCAGAUCGACAGCGUGCAGCGCUCAAUCGACGGCUACAAUGGAGGCGUUGUCCUCGCUCUACCGGUAGCGAAUGCGAUCUACAGAGCGCAUACGACAGCAACAGGCGCGCGGACCCAGCUGUCGCGACUCGCUCCUCUGUCUCGCGAGGAUAGCCAGCGUGCUCUUGAGGCGUAUAAUGAGAUUCAUCCGCGGCUUUUGAGGGCUAUGACGGCUGGGAGGAAUAAGGCACAGGUCUUCAGAAACGCAGGGGUGGGGUAUGUUGCGCAGGGGAUGAUCAGCAACCUGUAUAACGAGAAGAACCGGUUCGAGAGCGAGAUCAGGGCCAAGGUUGAUCCGGAGAUCUUCCAGGGUCAUCUGGCGGCUGCUGUAGACCAGGCCUUUCAGGAGACUUUGGCGCUGUUCUAG